Hirsutella rhossiliensis is the source of this 363-nucleotide messenger RNA. Its product is annotated as integrase core domain-containing protein. The transcript has a single exon. The record is from RefSeq and is a predicted model, not a curated record. Gene Ontology annotation, molecular function: nucleic acid binding. Bases 1 to 363 code for a protein of 120 amino acids. NCBI's taxonomy places the organism in Eukaryota, Fungi, Ascomycota, Sordariomycetes, Hypocreales, Ophiocordycipitaceae. Gene Ontology annotation, biological process: DNA integration.
AUGACCAACGUCAAGUACGACAGCAUAUUCGUCAUUACCGACAGAUUGACGAAGUACGGAUACUUCUUACCGUACAAAGAAGCAAGCAACGCAGAAGAGCUAGCAUAUGUGUUCCUACGAACUAUUGUCAGCAAUCACGGACUACCGAACGAGAUUGUCUCUGACAGAGGAAGCACAUUUGUGGCCAAGUUUUGGCAAGCUCUCAUGGCACAAUUAGGAACGAAACAUAAGCUCAGCACAGCUUAUCACCCACAAACAGAUGGACAAACAGAACGACUCAACCAAACGCUUGAACAAUAUUUACGAUGCUACAUCAGCUACGAACAAAACGAUUGGGUUAAUGGCUACCGACGGCACAACUAG